GGGAACGCAGCUGAAUCUGUCGGCGAGCUGGCGGGGUGAGGGAAAAGCACCGGGCUUUUGAAAAAGUUUUAUCUUGCCGGCGCGCUCGGCCUUUCAGACGCUACCGAACACCGGUACGCUGUUGUACGGUUCUCUGUGUCCCGCGUUGUCGACUUUAGGCCAGUUUGUAUAUCGAAGUUCCAUAGCCGGUCCUCACAGUGUGCCGGCCUGCGAAGAUCCAGAUCGAAGUGCCCUUGGACACAGGACUGGUCGCGUGCUUCUUCUCCUCGUCAUGCGUUGACGAGGUUCCUCGCCAGAGUCCAGUGUAUAGAGAAGAUUUAAACAGCAAGUGUAGCGAACAGGUCCUCCUCCCAUCAUGAGGGACUCUAUUUUGCUGAGGAGUUGCCUGCUGCUACUACUCGUUACCGGCACUGUCCUCGUGGAUGCUUCUGUAGAGAAUGACGAUCUGGUCUUCGACCAGGAUGGCAAGCAAUUCUUUGGAGAGCUGCCCAUGAUAGAGACACGUCAACACGACACCCUGCUUCAGAGGAUAAGAAGAUUCUUCGACAUUUUUAGCACCACUACAACCUCCUCCACUACCGAGGCUCCAGAACCCGGAGAAGACAACGCGGAGAACGAACUAGAGGAUGCACCUCUGCCUGACUCUGACGCAGAAGGGAACACUGAGCCUCAAGUGUCCAGUGUCAAGGCUUCAGUCAACUCCGAGAGACAGGCACGUGAUAGUGCUGAAGAAUACGACGAAAACGAGAACAACGAGAUCGGGAACGCUGCAGAGGGCCGAAGAGAACCAGAUAAUUUUGCCAUCACUGAUGACGAGGACCUGGAUGGAUCUGGAGAAGUGGAAGGCAGCGCCACUGAAAAGUACCCCAACACGAAUCACGUACCUUUCAGAGGAGAAAGAAAGUACUACAGGAUAACUCUGACAGUUGGAGAGCCGUAUAGGAGAGAAUACGCGGACAGGAAUAGCAAAGAGUACAAGGAGUUAAGUCAUAAUUUAACGCAGCCCCUCGAAGAGUUGUUGAACCGCCAGAUACCCCAUGAGUAUCACUACGCCAAUGUUAUUAAAAUAUCGCCAACGACCGACAGCUUCACGUCGCAAGUUACCGUGGACAUCGGUUCGACGUUCACGGAUGACUUGGAGAUGCGGAACAUCAUCGAGGAGCAGCUGCAGUACCACUCGUUGGGCAACAUCCAAGUGCGUCCGGAUGGAUUCACGUUCAGAAUAUUCCAAGGCCCGAAAGACGAUGACGAGCAGGAGUGCGACGAGUCAACCAAGUUAAGGUGCAAAGAUGGCGAAUGCGUGCCAUUAGACUCGAGAUGCGACGGAAUUGCGCAAUGCCUAGAUGCCUCCGAUGAAAUAGAUUGCCCUGUAACAACAACGCUAGCGAUAAAUACGAAUUACGAGAACAUCACAAUUCCCCUUAAAACCACCGAGAAACCAGAGGAUACGUCGAUCACUGAGGAGUAUCAUGGGAUCAUAGAUAGCAAAGUGAAAUUGGGCAACUGUCGGGCCGAUGACACGGUUCGUUGUAGCGAUGAAAGUCGUUACAUCUGCUCUGUGCAGCGCUGCGAUGGUGUAAAGGACUGUGACGAUGGCGAUGAUGAGAUUGGUUGUCCCCAUCCAGGUUGUAGUCCCGGAGAAUUUGCCUGCGACGUGUCUAGGUGCAUUUUGGAAUCGCAACGGUGUAAUUUCGUCAAGGAGUGCGACGAUGGAAGCGACGAACACGACUGCAAUUAUCCUGCUUGCACCGCCUCGCAAUACAAAUGCAACAACGGCCAGUGUAUUGACAGUAACGCUCGCUGUGAUGGCGUGACAGAUUGUUCAGACAGUUCUGACGAACAUAACUGCCCUUGCAGAGAAAACGAAAUCGAAUGCAUCCCUGGCUUUUGCCUACACAAAUCGAAAGUCUGCGAUGGGUUCUUCGAUUGUAACUAUGGACAGGAUGAGGAAAAUUGUGACUACAUAACUGUAUGUCGACCAGACGAGUUCAAGUGCGCUGACGGAAGUUGCGCGAGCCAGAGCGCGAGGUGCGAUGGAAGACCUGACUGCCGAGAUCAUUCCGACGAAAUCAAUUGCAACGUGACCACCUGCAGCGGAGAUCAGUACAGAUGUCUGGACGGGACCUGCAUCAGCAUCGACAGAAGGUGUAAUCAGAUCAUAGACUGUCAUAACGGAGACGACGAGAAGCAGUGCGGUUGCGGACAUGCCGAGUUUCGCUGCGAGGAUGGCCGGUGCAUCGGUUACGAGUUGCAGUGCAACGGGGUGGAGGAGUGCUCUGAUGGCUCUGACGAGAGGGACUGCGGCCAACCAUGGCCACGCUGGGCAACCGACAGCCCGAGGGAAUGCGAUCCGAGCAAGGAAAUGCGUUGCGACAACGGACAAUGCGUUCUGCUUCAACGUAAAUGUGACAAUAUCUUCGACUGCCUCGACGAUAGUGAUGAGCAUGGUUGUGGGGUCUGCACACCUGCCGAAUGGAAAUGUGCCAGUGGUGAAUGCAUACCAGAAAUCGAGAGAUGCGACAAUGUAAUCCAGUGUGCUGACAGUUCUGACGAAUUUGGAUGUGUAAGCGAAUGUCCGGCUGGAAUGUUUCGAUGCAACGAUGGAUUGUGCGUGGACAGUAAAAGACGUUGCGAUGGUCGACGACAUUGUUGGGACGGCUCGGACGAGAUCAAUUGCCAAUGUCCCAUUGGCCAACAACCCUGUGACGACGGAGUAUGCAUCUUCAAGCACUUCUUCUGUGAUAACAACAUCGAUUGCCACGACGGUAGCGACGAACGUGACUGCAAUAUAACCGUUGUAACGCCUCCACCAGGAUGUAGCGAGAGUGAGUUCACCUGUCACGAUGGAAGUUGCAUUCCGCGAUCCUCUGUCUGCGACCGACGGGUCGAUUGUCCCCAUGAAGAUGACGAGGCAAAUUGUCCUCGAGGUAGAAACACGUCGGAUAGAACCACCCUGGUAGGGCUAAUCCACGAGAACCACGCUAGCAAGGGUUACAAUCUGGAUUAUCAGGCGCCAACUAAUUUGAGCACUCCAAGGAGUUGUGCUCCGGAUGAUUUUGUUUGUGCUGAUGGCACUUGCAUCCCUGAAACUCACCACUGCGACCAUUUCUACGACUGCCGCGACUUUACCGACGAACAGUAUUGCUUCGGCUGUGGCAAAGACCAAUUCCAAUGUAGAAAUGGAGAUUGCAUCAGAACUGACCAAAAAUGUAAUGGUCUCUUAGACUGUGUUGAUGGAUCUGAUGAAGAUUGUGAUCAAGUUGGUUCUCGCCCAAUGCCUGGCCGUUGCUCAGCAGGUUAUAUCAUGUGUGUUCAAGACAAAGAUUGUGUACCUCAGUCCUCCCGCUGCAAUGGAGUGCCAGAAUGUAGAGAUAGAUCUGAUGAAGAAAACUGCUACAUGAAACAUGAUGAAGAACAACUCAAUUUGAAGACCUAUCCUAGUGAACAAGUGAUCAAAGAAAACCCGCAGAAGCAAGGUCGUGAAGUCGUCUUCCAAUGCCGUGAUGAGGGUCCUCUUCGAGCCAGAGUACGUUGGCUACGAGGAAAUAAUCUUCCUCUGCCUCCUGGAAGUCGAGAUAUCAAUGGUCGUCUAGAAAUACCAAAUAUCCAGUUGGAUCAUUCAGGACCAUAUAUCUGCGAGGCUGUUGACUAUCCUUCACUCAUCCGUGGCCGACAAAUGACCGUAUACCUUACUGUAGAAAAGUUUGACCCACCAGCAACAAACAGACCUCAUGUGUGCCAAUACGAUGAAGCUACCUGUAGCAAUGGUGACUGCAUUCCCAAGUCUCAUAUAUGUAAUGGUAGACUGGACUGUACUGAUGGUUCUGAUGAAAUGCGUUGCAAUCCACAUGGCUGCGAACCCAAUGAAUUCCGCUGUAAUAAUACACAAUGUGUGAGCAAACUAUGGCGCUGUGACGGAGAAAAAGACUGUGCUGACAAUAGUGACGAAGAAAACUGUGCCCCGAGCAGACCAGGCUCUCCUUGCCGUUUUACAGAGUAUACUUGUGCCAGUAAUGAUCAAUGUAUACCUAAAGGUUAUCACUGUGAUUUGGAAAAGGACUGUUUGGACGGCAGCGAUGAAAUUGGAUGUUCCAUAGCACAUAUAGUGAAGCCACCACAACCCAUGAUUACUUUAAAUGUAGGAGAAGUUUUAGUAAUCACUUGCAUAGCAGUCGGUGUACCUACUCCUGAAAUUAACUGGCGUCUUAACUGGGGUCAUAUUCCUCCUAAAUGCACUAUGACAUCAAUAAAUGGAACUGGAACUCUUACUUGUCCAGAUAUUCAACCAGAAGACCAGGGUGCUUAUUCCUGUGAGGCAUUAAACAGUGGUAGUCGUUACGUGUUCGCUACACCUGAUGCCAUUGUAAUGGUAAACAAAUCUGUCGGAGACAUUUGUCCCAAAGGAAUGUUUAAUUCUGAGGCCAGACAUAUAGAUGAGUGUAUUUCCUGUUUUUGCUUCGGUGUCGCUACCGAGUGUCACAGUGCCAACCUCUUUACUUAUCAAAUUCCACCACCUUUUGAUCGUUACAAUGUUUUAACAGUCAAAUAUCAACCAGAUUUUAAUAUUCAAAGAGAUGUCAGCAAACAAGUCACAAUGUUAAAAGGUAUAGGUCGAGAUGGAUUACAGCUGUAUCAAUCAAAGGCAUUGUUACCCGAAUUAAGUAACGAAAAGGAAUCCCCAUAUUUUGCUCUGCCUGAAAGUUAUCAUGGAAAUCAGUUAAAAUCUUAUGGUGGUUAUUUGAAAUACAGAGUACGUUUUAAUGGAACUGGUUUGCCAACCACCACACCAUCAGUUAUUUUAAGUGGAAACAAUUAUCAUCUGGUGCACAGAGGAAAACAAUUGAAACCGAAUUACGAUAAUGAAGAAAUUGUUAGAUUCUUCCAGGGUGAAUGGUAUAAAAUACAAGGCUGGAACGAAAUUCCGGCCACUAGGGAAGAUAUCAUGAUGACUCUGGCGAAUGUAGAUAACAUUCUAAUAAAGGUACAGUAUGACACUUCUCCAUACUUAGACGUCCGUAUCACACAUAUAGUUAUGGACACCGCUGAUGUAAGGAAUACUGGACUUGGAUCAGCAUCUUAUGUAGAGGAAUGUGAAUGUCCUUCAGGAUAUAAUGGCCUAUCAUGCGAGCAAUGUGCUCCAGGAUAUCUCAGACGAGAAUCUGGUUCUUGGCUUGGUCAAUGUUACAGAGAUGAACCACCAUGCCCUGCAGGAUACUAUGGGGAUCCUUCAAGAAACAUUGUUUGUCAAAUGUGUCCUUGUCCACUCACCAAUCCAUCUAACCAAUUUGCACGCACCUGUCAUCUCGGAUCAGAUGGUCAACCAACUUGCGAUUGUCCACCAGGAUACGUAGGUCGUAGAUGUGAACAAUGCGACGUGGGAUAUCAAGGAAAUCCUCUUAUUCCAGGAGAUAUGUGUGUUCCCACAUCUCAUUGUGAUCCCAAUGGCAGUCUAACUCUACUUGCAGAUCCUAUCACCGGAAGAUGUCGAUGCAAGUUAUACACGACGGGUCUUACUUGCAAUCAAUGUAAGGCAAAUACAUUCAAUUUGGCAUCAAAAAAUCAAUUUGGUUGCAUCAGCUGCUUCUGCAUGGGUGUUACCAAUAAAUGUGUUUCCUCCAACUGGUAUAGAAAUGACAUUCGAGUUUCUUUUACCAAUUCUAUCAGAGAUUUUUCUCUUAUUGAAUCUAAAACUCCAGACGCUGUACCAAUCACGGAAGGUAUUCAUCUAGACGCAGUCAGCCGUGAAAUCAUUUACAGUAAUUUCCCCAAUCGGGGAAAUAAUGAUGUUUACUACUGGCAGUUGCCUAGUAUCUUCUUAGGUGACCAGAUUACUUCUUACGGUGGAAACCUUAAAUAUACUGUUCGUUAUGUGCCGGGUCCAGGUGGUCAAAGCUCAAAAAACAAUGCUGCUGACGUGCGAUUAAUUAGUGCCAAUGAUAUCAACCUGCUGUAUUUCUCUCGAGAAUCUCCCGAGCCAAAUACUCCACAAACUUUCACCGUUCCUCUCUUAGAACAAUAUUGGCAACGCAAUGAUGGAACACAAGCUGACAGAGAACACUUAUUAAUGGCUUUAGCUGACAUUCGUGCGAUCAUGAUUAAAGCCACGUAUACUACUCAUACCGACGAAGCUGCCUUGUCAUUAGUAUCCUUGGAUACAGCUGAAAAGUACAAUACAGGAAGAAGUAGAGCGAUGGAGGUAGAAGAAUGCAGCUGUCCAAUAGGUUACAAAGGAUUAUCCUGUGAGGAUUGUGAUGUUGGAUAUACUAGAGCAGAUGAAGGUCUUUAUCUGAGUAUUUGUGAACCCUGUAAUUGCAAUGGUCACUCUAACCAAUGCAAUCCUGAUACUGGUGUAUGCGAGAACUGUGCUCACCAUACCACUGGGGACUUCUGCGAAAUGUGUGAAAUAGGUUACGAAGGUGAUGCAACUCAAGGAUCUCCACAAGAUUGUGUCUAUAGAGGUAGGAUAGACGAAUGCAUCUGUAAUGAAUCUGGUUCACGGAGCAACGUGUGUAUUGGCGGCAGAUGUAACUGUAAGCGAAAUGUCGAAGGACCUGAAUGUAAUCGAUGUCGUCAAGCCACGUUCGGAUUAUCCGCAGAUAAUCCAGAUGGGUGUAGUGAAUGUUAUUGCAGUGGAGUGACAGAUCAGUGUCAUGAAAGUUCCCUAUACAUUCAGCAAAUACCUAUGGGGAUCUAUGACAAUCAACAUGGUUUCGCUCUAACUGAUGCAACAAGACAAGAUAUCAUUGAUGAUGGUUUCGAAUUGAAUUUAGCUACAAAUGAGAUAGGAUAUCGAUAUCUAGAUAACAGAGGACGCAGAUUAUUCUGGUCUCUACCAACCAUUUUCACUGGCAAUAAAAUUAAAAGUUAUGGAGGCAAUCUGUCUUUGACUCAACAUAUCACUACUUAUCCUGGAGCACAAAGUUAUAAGGACCAGGAUAUUAUCCUAGUUGGAAAUGGAAUCACCUUAUUCUGGACAAAUCCUAUAGAUAUUCAGCUUGGCGUCCCAUUUACCUAUUCUGUGCCAUUCAGAGAGUCAGAAUGGAAGCGUUUGACUAUCGAGGGGCCACGAGUAACCUCCAGAAUUGAUCUAAUGACAGUGCUUUCCAAUUUGGAAGCAAUUUUAGUUCGUGCAACGCAUAGUGAACGAAUGACAGCUACCUACAUUAGCGAUAUAAGCUUGGAUACAGCUGUAGAACAUCAAACUGGUAAUAGAAGAGCUAUUCAAGUAGAAGUUUGUCGCUGUCCAACUGGCUACAUUGGAACAUCCUGCGAAUCCUGUGCCAGAGGUUACUAUAGAGACACCAGUGAUCGAUCUAUCAGUUACCUGGGUUCCUGCAUCCUAUGUCCUUGCAAUAACAAUGAAGAAAGUUGCGAAAUGAUGCGGACUGGCCAAGUGAAAUGCCACUGUCAGCCAGGAUAUGAGGGCCAAUAUUGUCAAGAUAUUGGUAAAGUGACGGUAAGUCUAACGCCAAUGACGAGUGAAGUAAAGGCAAACUCGUGGGUUGUAUUCACAUGCAGUUACGAGUACCCAUACCCAUUGUAUAUCUCUUUUAAACUGACUCCGUUCAACAACACACCUGUAACCGCGACCAGCAUCAAGCAAGAACCCAUUGAAAAAACAUCAAAAGGAUCAUUGAGGACCUUGCACGUCUAUACUCAGCGAGAUCCCUUCAACGUAGAAUGUCACAUCUGGGAUCAAAGAGGAAAGACAUUAAUGAAAGUUGUGAUAUCAGUUACACCAGAAAGUUCUACCAUACCGACUACCGUGCCAUAUCCAACCAUAAAUCCACCAAAAAUCUUAGUUUAUAUUAAAGGUCCAGAGUUCCAAAUUAUUGAAACAGGAAGUACUGUUAAAUACCAUUGCGCUGCAAAUUCUGUUGAUAAUGAACCAUUGCGCAUCAAAUGGGAAAAAGAAGGUGGACAAUUACCACCGGGAAGAAGCGUGGAUGACAGCUAUGGCUUAUUGAUCAUUAGAGACGUCAAAGUAUCCGAUAGCGGUAUUUAUGUUUGUCAAGUUAGCGAUGGAGUACAUAUUGGCUACAGAAACGUUACUCUUACCGUUGGAGCUUUUCCACAAAGCUUGCUGGAUAUUCCAGCCGCACCAAAAGCUGUUGUCAUGCCACCAUCUUUGCAUGUACUGGUGGGGAAGCCCGCAGAAUUUCAAUGUGAGGCGAGCGGACAUCCAUCACCACAAAUCGAAUGGAUUCGUGUCCAUGGUGUUAUGAAUCCAGGAGUAAUAAUCCACAAUGGUAUGUGGAUUUUGGCAUCUGUUUCCAAAAAUGAUGCUGGUGAAUAUAAAUGUGUAGCAAGAAAUAAUUUUGGUAUUGAUGAAAGAUCCGUCAUCCUUUCCAUUGAAGAUGAUCCUAGUGGAGGACCACCACCAACUUCAAUACGCCCGGUUAUCAAUCCGCCACAAUGGAUUGGAACAGUUGGAGAAACGAUUAUAAUAACCUGCACUCCAUCUCAAAAUGCCAAUAUUACCUGGAUUAGAGAAGGAAAUAUUCCAUUGCCUCCUAUGGCCAGUCAACACAAUGGUGUCUUAACAAUUGUAAAUCCAAACCAGUAUGAUUCUGGUAUUUACAUGUGCAUAACAACUAGCCAUACAGGAACAGAAGCUAGCAAUAUCAUCAAUAUAACAGUAACACCGAGAAGAGCACCGCCAUCUGUCAAGGUGAAGCCUGAAAAACAAAUUGUUCCUCAAGGUACAGUAGCUGAAGUAAGAUGUAUGACAAGUGGGGAACCUGGUCUGCAAGUGAGAUGGAAAAAGUAUCCUGAACAAAUAAGUCCUAACAUGCAACAGGUUGGAGAUACCUUGAGAAUUAUUAAUGUCCAGAUUGAUGAUAGAGGUGUCUAUGUCUGUCGAGUCACAGGUCCAGGUGGAAGUCAUGAAGCUAGUGCUAUCAUUGAAGUUGAACCUAGAGAAGUUCCAAUAGUGGAGAUUUAUCCCAAAGAUGUCCCUCCAGUAACUCUCGGUGGGUCUACAGAUCUCCAAUGUCGAGCAGUUGCUGGAAUCCCUAUGCCAGUGCUCCAUUGGUCUCACGAAGAUAGGCGAUCGUUUCCUCCCAAUAUUAAACAACUUCCAGGAGGUGUUUUAAGGCUCUCUAACAUGACAGCUAACGAUGGUGGUGCUUAUGUUUGUUCAGCUGUCAAUUCUGUUGGUUCAAACUCUGCAAUGGUAUUCAUAGAAGUUCAAUCUGUGCCUACCAUCAUGAUUUUACCCAAAUCUGAAAUUUUGAAUGUAAAACCUGGCGACAGAGUACGGCUAGUUUGCAGUGCGACUGGAUAUCCUCAACCUACAGUCGCUUGGAGUAAACACUUAAAUGUAGCACCAUUUAAAACCAACGAGGUAACAUCAACUGCCCAAAGUGCUGUUUAUGAAAUAUAUUCCGCUUCUCCAAGUGAUGAAGGUUCGUACACCUGUUACGCGAAUAAUGCAGCAGGGAUUGUCGAAGAACGUGUCUAUAUCAGCGUGGAAGAUAUCUACCCGCCUGAAGAUAAACCCACUGCUGGCGAGGACAAUAGAGAUGAUGACAUUAUACCUAAGGACAAACUCGAAAUUUACAAUGGUGGCAAAGUCGAGAUGCGUUGCCAUGUAGACGAUUCCGAAGGAAAUCAAAUUUAUUUAGACUGGAAGAGAACGGACGGUAGACCAUUGCCAGAUGGUAGUUUUGUUCACAAUGGUGUACUGAUCAUUCCUUCUGUGGACAAGAGUGCUGCUGGAGAGUAUAUUUGUUCUGGAAUGGAUCAAGCCGGUCGUCUUCUCUUUGGUCCGAAAUCUCAUCUCGAAGUAUUAUUCCCGCCUAGAAUUGAGUUAAUUCCACCCAAACAAACAGUACGUUCAGGAGAAAAUCCGUCAAUUAUGUGCAGUACAACUGGAGAUGAACCAAUGACCAUAGAAUGGGCCCCUAUCGGACGUAGCCUUCCUUAUUCUGUUACCCACAAUCGUGGACUCCUCCAGUUUCAUGGAAUCACUUACUCUGAUGCCGGGAAGUAUGUUUGUAAAGCUACUAAUCGUGCUGGAACUGCUGAGGCAGUUGCUGAAGUUCUGGUAAAUGAACAUUCUUUUGAAGAUACAGACAUCAGAGCUGCUAAAAGAGAUAUAGUCACUUAUAGUGGACUGUCUGUACGAUUAAGGUGCAUGACUAGAGAAAGAACCACCAUACAUUGGACCAGAGAGGGACAACUAUUACCAUCUAAUGCUAGAAGAGAAGAGGAUUAUUUGGAGCUACCUAGAGUAAGGCCAGAAGACAGCGGAAGAUACAUUUGUCAAAUCCAAACUUCUCAUGGGACCUCCAGUGACUAUAUUAACCUAAAUGUCUUGUUAGUUAAUUUGCGUCCGGAUUGCACACGUAUGAACCAAACACAGUGCAGGAAAAGCAGUUGCAUAUGCGGCGUUCAAGGAUGCUUUCUGUUGGAUUACUUUUGCAACGUCAGUGCUCUCUUCUACAGCGAUAACCGCGACUACUUCUACAACAAACGGUGGAUUCGUCACUAUCUUCAGGAACAACGCGCUACUGAUGUACCUGCAAUCAAUGUGGAAGUCUCUCAGGACCCUGUAAACAUUGGUGAUACCAUUGACAUACGUUGUGUAUGCUCUGGAACCCACAAUCCACGUUACCAUUGGUCCAGACCAAACCAUCCUAAUUUACCAGGAAAUGCUCAAGAACAUGGAAAUAUUCUAAGAUUACUUAAUGUGGCUGUUAGUGACAGUGGACUGUAUAGAUGUACUGCUGACACACCUGAAGGCGUUUUUGAAAAGGAUUUAAAUCUGGUUGUCCAUGGUGGAAACAAUGAUGCACCAGCGAUUGAAACCAAGUACGCUCCUUAUGGGUCCAGCUUAGAAAUGGAUUGUCAGCCUAACAUCGAUCCACCCAUGAAAUUCGCGUGGAGCAAACUGGGAGGUUCCUUGCCACAAAAUGUUGAAAUUUUUGAGAGCAAAUUGAAGCUGAUCAGUGUUAAAGUAGAAGAUGCAGGAAUCUAUGUCUGCACUGCAAACAACAAUCGCGAAAAUAUAGAAAUACCCACAGUGCUUGUAGUAACAGGAGUAGUUCCACACUUCAGUCAGGCACCUCUAAGUUACAUUGCCUUACCUCCUUUACCUGACUCCUACCUGAAGUUUAACAUCGAAAUCUCCUUUAAACCACAAAGCUAUGAUGGUAUAAUACUAUAUAAUGAUGAAUCCAACCAUGGAAAUGGAGACUUUAUUUUGUUGUCAUUAAAUAGAGGCUAUCCACAGUUCAGCUUCGAUCUCGGCUCAGGACCAGCUGUUAUCCGAUCAGAAAAACCUGUGGCACUUGGUGAAUGGCACACUAUAAGACUCCAACGUAAUAGAAAAGAGGGAACUAUGUUAGUUGAUGGUGAAGGCCCUUACAAAGGCAUUGCAGCUGGCAGAAGACAAGGAUUAGACCUGAAUGCAUUAUUAUUUAUUGGUGGAGUCGCCAGUGACAAAAUAAUCAAUAAAUAUGCAGAGAUCAACAGUGGUUUUGUUGGCUGUAUCAGCAGAUUGAUGAUAGGGGAAAAGGAAAUUGAUUUGAUUGGUGAUCAGACAGAUAGUAUUGGAAUCACUAAUUGUGAGACCUGUGCUGAAAAUCCUUGUAACAAUGGCGGUGUAUGUCAGGAAGCUGCUACAAAAAAUGGAUACAUCUGCCUAUGUCGUGCUGGCUAUAGUGGAAAGCAUUGUGAUUAUAUUGGCCAAUCUUGCUUCCCAGGUGCUUGUGGUGAAGGUACUUGUGUAAACAAGGAAACGGGCUUCGAAUGCUAUUGUCCUUACGGAAGAACAGGUUCUCGUUGCGAAAACUCGAUGAAGAUCUACGAGCCAGCCUUCCAUGAUGAUAUAUCCUUUAUAGCGCACGAGACGCCAAAAGCUCUUAAACGGACGAGAAUGAACCCGACCAAAACAUACGAUCGAUUACGAGCACGCAACGCACAACUUAGAAAGCCACGAUCAAGGCGACAUCACCAUAAUAAGCCGCACCACACGAAACAUUAGUCCUUUUUUCACAACCAUACCUUUUCGAUGCACAUAAUGAUAGCGAAAGAAAAAAAAAGGAAAAGUGAUUUAUUAUUAUUAAAUGUUCGUAGAGAACAAAUCGAUUCUUGUAUAACUGCUAUUUAUAGUUAUCA
This is a messenger RNA of Eufriesea mexicana, 12123 nucleotides long. It is a transcript of the gene trol, whose product is annotated as terribly reduced optic lobes. Bases 356 to 11989 code for a protein of 3877 amino acids. The record is from RefSeq and is a predicted model, not a curated record. Gene Ontology annotation, biological process: synapse organization; homophilic cell-cell adhesion. Gene Ontology annotation, cellular component: signaling receptor complex; axon; neuronal cell body. NCBI's taxonomy places the organism in Eukaryota, Metazoa, Arthropoda, Insecta, Hymenoptera, Apidae. The transcript is spliced from 51 exons. Gene Ontology annotation, molecular function: low-density lipoprotein particle receptor activity; calcium ion binding; axon guidance receptor activity.